AUGGCUACCAUUCGCCCCAUCCUGGCCUUAGCUAGUGACAAACACCCUAGAUUCCAAAACUAUUGGAAAAAGAACCCUAAGCAAACAUAUUUAGGUUUAAAUUUGAUUAAACCGUUUCCAGGAUUAUGUAUCCUUUCGAGGGUGAGGAUUAUUCUAAUGUGGAAUUUGGAGGUCGCGAUUGUUCAGGGCUCUCAACAAUAUUGGAUUUGUUCCAAGCGUUGCAGCGACAAUACAUCUUUGUUGGCAGGCAACGAGGUCGUCUUCGCCUUGAAGACUGCUUCCGAUCUGCUCGUAAAUAGCUUUAUUGUU
Molecule: messenger RNA, 309 nt
Organism: Brenthis ino (lesser marbled fritillary)
Lineage: Eukaryota; Metazoa; Arthropoda; Insecta; Lepidoptera; Nymphalidae
Source: the annotation of a GenBank genome assembly